This is a messenger RNA of Spodoptera exigua (beet armyworm), 10176 nucleotides long. The record is from the annotation of a GenBank genome assembly. NCBI's taxonomy places the organism in Eukaryota, Metazoa, Arthropoda, Insecta, Lepidoptera, Noctuidae.
AUGGCGAAACAAAAAAGAGAGCUGGUAAAGGAAGAAAACAAAAAUAUUUUAAGGAAUAAAGUCAAAGAGCCUUCACCUGAAAGUAAAACAGCAUUAGAACAAAUAGGAAAACGUGAAGUCAAAGCUGAUGUUGUCAUGUCUCAAGCAAUAAAUCAUAUUGCAGAAAAGCUUAAGGAAAACCAAUGUCAUAAUCUAAUAACUACUGAUACCCCUGAAGACAGAAAAGAUCCUCAAAAAAAGCUGGUACUGAAGAAUAGCGCUGCAUUAGCUAUAUCACAACUCAGUCAUUUGAUAACUUCACCUGAAGAAGAAAAAACGUCUAAAUCAAAGGAAUACCUGCUUCUUCCACAUAACAAAAUACCAAUAGAACGUAUCUAUAUAGAAGAUGUUUGUGUUGACCGACACUUAACACCUGCAUCUAUAAAUAAAGUAAAACAUUAUAAAUACAGUGGACUAUUAAAACUAACUGAAGCAGAGGCAUCACAAGAGAGACAACAUUUUUUAAAAAGGUUACACGGAUUGCCCGUGUCCUUAUGGAAAACUCAAAGAUCCAGUGAGAACGCUUUUACAAAUAAAAUUAAGCCUUGGGUUGCCUCGCCUCAGUUUCAAGCGAGACAUAAUGUAUAUUUUAUUAUGGCUUACACUGGUAGUAAAAGGCAGGCGGUUAAAGCAGAAAGCGUUAAAUCAACGUCAAAGCAAAAAGUAAAAAAUACAAAAGCCGCUAAUUUAGUUCUUCAUAGAAACACGGCUCCACAAGUGAAAAGAAAAACUACUUCAGAAGUAAAGCUACCAGAUAAAGUUCACACCAAACUGAAUCUUUCAUCAGAACCUACAACAUCUGCUAUGAGAGAUGAACAUGCAAAAUCUACUGAACUUAGUGUACUACGGCCAGUAGAAUACGAAUUAUUUCAAAAAAAAUCUUUUAAAAGUCUAACGGAUGUAGCUACUCCUCUGUCAAAAAGGAGCGUGACGCACAAAUCCGCGAAAAGAACGUCGGAGAAGGGGAUUUCAGUUAUAGUAAAAGGAAAGAAAACAUCAAAUAUUCCAUCCGGAAAAUCAAAAAAACUUAUGGCAACUGGACAUGAACACACGACACACCUUAUGACAAAACAAAACCAACAAAGAAAGUUUGAUACUGGUUAUCCCAGCGUAAAGAAAUCUGGCAAAACAGCAGUAACAAAAAAGUUAAAGAAAACAAAAGCAACUUUAAUUUUAACACCAAGACAGAAUGAAAAAGUAUUUUUUAGCAGAUCAACUGCUGGGCAUCUACCGUCGAGCGCAAAUAAACUCCCUUCUUUAAAAACACCAUUAAAACAACUACAAAAAACUAAAACUGUUGGUAUAGUAAUGUCUUUUAGUAGGAAAACUUCAUCAAUGAAAGAAAACAAUGGUGACAAUGUGAUAGUUGCAGCAUUAGAAGCACCAGAUUCAGGGCUACGACAAGAACCAAAAGCUUCAUCUUCAAAAAGUACUAAAAAGUUAUGUAAAGUUCCAAAGUCUGAUUAUGUAAUACCACUUGAAAAAAAAAGUCCUGAACAAAAUAUUUUUCGAAGUUUGGCAGACCAUAGAUUACCUCUAUCUACAAGAAGAACUUCCAGAGAGAAAGUGCUGUUUGUAAAAAUAAAGGCUCGGAAAAAAUACAAAGUUCCACCUAAGAAAAUUAAAAGAGUAGCUGGCUUGCUAACAUCUGUAAAGGAUCAAACAUCGGCACUAUCGGAAAAUAUUAUUGGAGGUAAAGUCGAAGCUGGAACGCCUUUAUCAGAAAGCAAAGUAUCUUUUGAGAAUCUCUUAUUAAACAAAACAAGAACUCACUUAAGUAUGCCAUAUCCAAAAACAUCACGUGAAAAAACAAAUUUGCAAAAACUUUCAACACAUCUUGGAGGCAAAUUUGAGAAAGACUUUGAAACAGGUUUUCUGCCUUUGCCAACAUCAUCUAAAAAAAAUGAAAAUAACAAAUAUGUAAUAGUAACAAAAUCUCUUGAAAAACGAAUAGGAACUGAAGAUAUGCAUAUCCCUGUGAAGACAACUUAUGAACGAGGCUGCGAUUGUAACAAAAAGAAAAUCAAGUUUAAAAAUAGUUACAUUAAAAUUAUAGUUGCAUCUCCAGACAUAUCAUCCACCGACUGUUUUAAUUCGGGAGUUAACACUAAAGCCUUCGUGAACAAUAGAGGCAUUCGAUUUAUUGUUGGGUCAGCUAUUGGCGUACCUCUUUAUUCAAGAGCGGCAUUAGUUAAAGAAUUACUUGAUGACAUUUAUUUUAAAUAUGGAAGUUUUACUACAAAUAAAGCAGGCAACAAAAUUUUAUAUAAACACAUAAACAAUGGUCGGCUAUGUUCCAAUAGUGAUCUUAAAGUCCAUAAGAAUGUAGCGCAAGCUACUAGUAACACGAUAUUCUGUACAUACAAGACCACAAGUGAUGAUGGCACACACUGUAUAUAUACUGCAACUCAUACAUCCAGUGAUAUUAUCAAUAAUUCAGAUAUACAAAAGACAUCUGAUGAAGAAGAGGAAGAGGAUCCAUCCGAAUAUCUGAAAAAAGAUAUUUUUAGAUUGUCAAGUAACAUUUACCAAGAAUCGUUUCCCAAAGAAACUUAUUCAUCAAAAAGCAUGUCCCGUAACAAAUCUGAAUCCUUAAUUCUAUUAAGUAAUAGCUCUACAUUAAGUUUAUCGACUUCUCAAGGGAGUUGGAAUACAUCAAGUCUGCUAACUACGGAAAGUGGUAGCUCUUCAAAUCAUUCUACCCAUUAUUUUAAUUGCCAACUAUCCAACGACCUUUUCAGUAAUCCUAAUUCUGAUUCAAACACUGAUGACUCAAACUACUCUCCGUAUGAAGUUCAAACAGAAGAAAGUAUCGACGCCUCAGACGAAUCUGUAUUAUGCAACGAGUAUCUAGAUGUCAUACCAACACACGUUUACCAGAUUUUCAGAAUGUCCGGGAAUGAAGCAAAUCCAUUACUUGAAAAGAAAUGUAAACACAAGCAAAGAACUAGAAAUGGAGAACCUAUCGUGGUCAUAAACCAUUUAAAUAGUGAGCGUGACAUAACAACUAUAGUUGAUGAACUACUGGCAAAAAAUGAUUUCUCUGACGUCUCUUCUAUAUUUGUACUUGUGCCUUCUGAAGACAACGAUGCCGAUGGUUCUACAGAUUUCCUCAAGUCCUGUACAACGAUAAGCGAAAAUCAAAUUCUAUAUAGAGGUGGUAAUAUUAACAACUAUGUAGACUUCGGUAUGAACGAUGACCCAUAUUACUUACCAAAAUUAAAAUCACCAAAGAGAUCAACCACGACACUAACUUUGUUUCGGGCUCAAGACGCGCCGUGUAAUACACCCCCAUGUAGUAAUCUGCCGCUGCAAAAUAAGCUACCGCUAUGUGAUACACCACCCUGUAGUAAAUUGCAGUCGCAAAAGCAGUUACCACUAAAAUCUAACAAUAUACCGCCGUGUCAGAAUAAACCGUCGUGUUUGUGCAAUGGGGCGAGUACUACAUGUCCAGAGCCACCAGUGAAACCGUGUGACUGUACAGCAGAAAAGUUAAAAGAACUAAUAGAGCAAGCGGUCGGUACAGGAGCGACGCGGCAUAAAAAGCCGCUUUGCCGCAGAGAGUGUAGAGAAACGGAUACACAGACACGUAAACGCCCAUCUCGUACUGCUGCAGAUACAGCAGUAUCUACUAAAAAGAAAGGAAAAGAUGGAGACUGUCUUACAUGUCAACAUCCCCCUACGGUCGACGAAUGCGGUUGUGAUGAUAAGAAGAAUCCAAUAAAACUCAAACCAGUCUGCCCAUGCCAAGCAUAUCCGAGAGCACGACCAAGAAAACCGAUAGCACAACACUGCACUGAGUCGGGACCAAAAUCAAGACCCACAAAGGUCCCAAGUUCAUAUCUUGCGGUACCUCCUAAAACAACUACAAGUGCUAGCUCAUCCAUCACAAGUCGCUUAAUUCCAGUCCGUCAACCAGCACUAACCCAGAUAAUAGGUCCAGCAGGAGAGUCAAUGGAAAUUGAAGCUGGAAAAAUUUACAAUCAGGCAGGAAAUAAACAAAUUAAAUUAAUCUCCACAAUCGGUACUUCAACCGAUCACGAUUUGGAUUACAAAUGCAAAACUGAAAAGAAAACAAAGAACGUCACAUGUGAAUGUCCAGAAGAAGAAUUUGAACGCGAACCAAAGCCAGAACCAAUAUUAAGUCCAAUGCCAGAGCCAGAGACAAACCAAUUUGAAUGGGUUGACUUAAGGGAAAUAAAAAAAAUGAAAUCUGAUUUAACUCAUAGAAUUUCAGGAUUUACAAUGCACAAAAAACGACAACAAGCUCCAACAGAUGAAGAAAGCUCAAUUGAUGACGCCAUAAAAUAUUAUGCAGCUAUGUACCCAGAGCUAUUUCAGCGUAUCCUUAAACAACAACUAUUAGAGCAACAAUCACCACCACCUCCAUCAUCAUCAUUAGCAACGACGGUCGAAAAGCCUUGGGAAAAAAAGAUAAAAGUCUCAAAAAAACCAAAUACGAAAGUCUACUGCGAGUGGCCUGAAGGAGUCGCAAUACUGCCUUUGCGAUCAGCUGAAGCAUUACCUCCCUGUCGUCUAGAAGAGACGUCGCCCUUUUCAAUAACUUUUUCAUCCCGCUCAGAAUCUACAUUAGCAGAAAGUCAAUACAACAAAGGUCCGGUUAAAUGUUUGAAGUAUAAAAUAUCAAGCAAAGGACGCGCUGAACUUCAGUGUUUCGGUGACUAUCUCACAAUGCCGUUGACUCGAGGCUUGUCUAAAUUUCAGACAGGUCCGUCAUCUGCCCAAUUCACAGGGGCCUUUAGCCCUGAGACCGUUCCUGUAGAAUAUCGAGAAGGGUUGACUGCUACGCGCCGACCUCGCUUCCGACCGGCUUCAGCGUGGUCUGACAAUAGGCUGGUAGCGAAAAAUCACACAGGAAACAAACGUUACACUUACGCAGUACAAACUAAUCUGCAAAAAACUGAAAGAAACAAAAUAUCGGAAAAAUCGUCGCAUAAUAAAAUACUAUCAGAAAAAGAGAAUAUUUUGAGUGACAAGCCUACGUUGAAACAAUCGUCGUCAGAAAGAACACCACCACUCAAGAAUUUCUUAAAUAGAACUAGAAAGCAGCCAAGAUUGUCAACAGAACCAAGAUCAAGUUCUAAAAACACUAAAAUGUAUAAGUCAGACGCACCCGGUAUUGUAAUACCUGUGAUAAAAAAAUCUGAGCUUAUAACAGCCCCAAGAGCUUUAGAUGCUCCUGAAGAAGUAAUGUCGUCAGAAGAGGCGCUCACUAAUAAUUUUCUAAAUAAUGCUCAGAUUUCUUCAAAAAUACCUUUGAAAAUGCUUCGUAAAAUAAGGAGAACAGGACUUAUAGAAACCCCGCUUGAAGGAAAAACUCCAGAACAAAAAGAAAAAAUAUUACGUUGCCUUAUAGGGCAUAAUUUUCACCUGCCCGAUGGUAAAACGUCAUCUGAAAUAAAGAUGAUAGAUAAAAUUCGUAAAGAAGUUGGUUUACCUAUACAACCCAAAACGCAAACUAUAAAUAUAUAUAAUAAGUCCAUAGCUGCCGCUAAUACUGGCCUUUUGCAGCCAUUGGCAGGGAAAUCACCCAAAGAUAAAGUGAACACUCGUCAAGGACUAGGUAAAUUAAAAAUUCCGUCAGCGGAAGGUAGGACACCAUCAACAAAAGUAUUAGAAACUAAAAUAUCAGAUAAGCCUAGAAAGACAAAAGCUGCAGAUUUGCUGACACCGAUUAGGGGAAAAACUGGUGAAAAAAAACAUAAAAUUUUAUGGAUUCAAACCGCAUCAGAAGUAAGAUUUAUUGAGGUGCAUGAUGACCUUAAUUUACCUGUUGAACCUAACACAAACAAAGCUAUCAGAAAAAAACACGACCAAGCAACUAGAACAGGACUGCUUUCACCGCUCGAAAGAAAAACAAUGGAGGAAAAAAGAAAACAAUUGCAAGGUUCAAACAAUAUGGGUACACAGUUACCUAAAGGCAGACCACCUUCAGAGAAAAAAUAUAUGUCCACAGCACCAAUCCAAGCAGGUCAUUUAGUAAACUCAAAAAAGAAGCGUAAACCUAAAUCUAAUGGAUUAUUUACGAUUCUUGAAGGAAAAACUUCAGCGCAAAAAGUGAAAUUAUUAAAAGGACUUGCAAUGCAUAAUAUUCCUUUGCCUGAAGCCAAAACACAGUCUCAAAAAAGAUUAAUUGAUAAGGUACGAGCUCGGCUACCUCCCUUGACUAAGGCACUUGCAAUGAAAGAAAGACUUGUAAAAGCGACUGAAGCUGGUUUACUCGAUUCGCUUGUUGGAAAAACACAAGCCGAAAAAGAAAAAGUUCUAUCCAAAUUAACAGAGCUGGGCAUACCACACCCUGAAGAUCGCACGUCAUCGGAAAAAAUAUUAAUACAGAAAACAAAAGAAAAAAUAAAGAAAAUAAAAUUAGAAAAUCCCAUGUCAUCGUCAAUGGAAAGAGAAUAUACUAAAAAAUCUGUUGAAACAAUGCAUAUAACAAAAUUCACAUCGAAAUUUCAAUGUGGUGUAGAUUCCAAAGGCUUUUUAACAAAAUUUGAAAGAUCAAAACCUGAAGUAAAACCUAUUUUCCAAAAAUUAUCAACACCUAAUAUCGUUAAUAAACUGUCGAUAGAGGAUUUAGACCAAAAUAGUAAUAACGAUUACUUAAUACUUUCUAAAUUAAAAAAAAUGAGAAAAGCAAAAGCUACUAAUCUUUUUUCAAAUCUAGCUGGAAAAACAAUAUCUCGAAAAGCAGAAAUGCUAAAAAGUAUUGUUGAAAAUGGUUUGCCAUUACCUGAAGGUAAAACAGCUUCCGAAAAACAGUUAAUAAGGAGAUUCAAGAUACGGGCGAAUGCUCACCCGAAAGCAAAAUUAGAAAGUAUUGAGAAGAAAAAAGAGAGAAAAGCCUUUGGCCUUUUAACUUCAAAGAAAGUGAUGAAAAAUGAUCAAACUGUUGAGUGCGACAACAUUCAUAUAAAAACCAUUACCCCUGAAUUUCAAAUUCCUCGUGAACGUACUCCAAAUAUGAGAAUAAGAGAUACGUGUGCAAGUGCUAUUGAUAAAGCAACACAUUCAAUCGUCACUAGUAAUCGGGUGUUGCUUGAAGAUACAAUGACCAGAGUUCACCACAGCGAUCCCGGGUCUGAUUAUUUCGGUAGCUUCAGUAAAUCUCCAAAGUCUUGGUAUAAAGAGACGAUUUCCAGUAAUUCUGGUAUAAAUUUAAGAGCUAAACUAUCCUCGGCGGUAAUCGAACAUCAUCAACAGAAUAGAUCAACACAACAUUUUGAAGGGAAUAACAAUACAUCAGAAAGAAGAGAGCCCAGUUCAGAAAACUUUAAAUCCACGGAUGGUGCUUAUAAAGGUCCUAGAUCACAAUCUGCAGCUAACACGUUGGACUCUAUUGUAGUUAUAAAGAGUGAAACUUCGUUAUCUUUUAACUCCAGUUCAAGUAAUAGCUUAGGCACAGCCUGUAAGACAUCAGAUAUGGGCAGCAGCAUCACAUCUUAUUCCUCAAAUUACUCGAGUUUUCAAUCAACUGUCGAAGUCUUGGGUGUAACUUCAUUAGAAGAACUUACGACAAGCUUUAACACCAAGCUAAAAACGCUACCGGGAACGGAGAGCAAAAAUCAAUUAAAUGCAACAGAACGUGAAGGUGUGCAAGAAUUUACAAUCUUAAGAAUUUCACAAGCAAAUCUUCAACUCAAAAAUGACGAGAGAAAAACGAAUAAUUCAACAGAACAACUCCUUAAUGAGGUGGUCAUGGACGAGUUUCCAAGUGAACUUGAUGUAUCAAAAUUAAUGGACAAAAUUAUGACGAAAAAGCGUUUUCACGGUGUAUCAUCAAUAUUUAUAGUGGUGCCAACGUCCGAUGAUGAUGAAGCCCAAAACUCAAGGAGGAGGUUAAAUUCAACUACAAGUUUUCUAUCGAGUGCAUCUCCUUCGUUAUCAAAAAGUACUAAUUACGUAAAUAAAGAUCCACAGAGAUUAACUUCAAAUUCAAAACGAGUUUUAAAAGUAUGUAGAAAAUCAAAACGAUUUUAUAUGCGAGAGUUAUCAUCUUCUAACGAAUCACAAAAUGCAUACCAAAAUGAAUCUCGAGGAGUUCUUAAAUAUGUCAAGAAAACUAAAAACGAGAUAAGAAGAAUUGCCACACCAAAUAAAAAGCUAAGCAUGUUAAAAAAUACAAAGCAAGGAAUAGCAAUUGAUACGACAGAGGAUAGACCAUGUUGUUGCCAGACUAAAACUGCAGAUGUGAUACAAACAAAAAUGGACAUACCUUAUGAUCCAUACCCAUCGAAUGUUAUAUCUAGACCUCUUUUUCUGAAAGAUAAAUACUCUGACUGGCUUCGUUCUCUAAGCAAGCGUAAAGACUCAGCUGUUAUGUCCGUAGCCGCUUGUCAGAUGCAUCAGUUCAGUUAUAAUGAACAACCUCCUAGCCCGACACCUUGUCCUGUACAUGGCUCCUAUGCAUGGCAUAACCCUCAAUAUUCUCAAAAUUCCAAUCCACAAGAAACACCUAAACCUGAUACAGAUACAACCGUACCAACCAAUGCAACCACAGCAAUCCAUUCAACCCUACCAACCAACUCAACCACUCCAUCCAGCUACACCGUACCCAUCAACCCAACCACGUCAAUCGGCACAUUCACACCAAGCACUUCAACCAUACCAAUCAACACCACCACCACCACAACCGCACCAAUCAACACAACCAUACCAAUCAACUCAACCACGACAAUCAGCUCAUUCGCACCAUUCAUUUCAACCAUAUCAAUCAACACAACCACACCAGACAACGCAACCAUACCAGGUAACCCAGCCGCACCAAUCAACUCAACCACGACAGCCAGCUCAUUCGCACCAUUCAUUUCAACCAUACCAAUCAACACAACCACAACAAACAACACAACCGCACCAAGCAACGCAACCACACCAAUUAACUCAAUCACGACAAUCAGCUCAUUCACAUCAUUCAUUCCAACCAUACCAAUCAACACAACCACAUCAUUCAACGCAACCAUACCAGAUAAACCAACCACGCCAAUCAGCUCAUUCACCCCACUUAUCUCAACCGUACCAAUCUACACAACCGCACCAACCCACGCAACCAUACCAAUCAACUCAACCUCGACCGUCAGCUCAUUCACACCAUUCAUUUCCACCAUACCAAUCUGCACAACCACACCAGACAACGCAACCAUACCAGGUAACCCAGCCGCACCAAUCAGUUCAUCCACCUCACUCAUUGCAACCGCCUCAAUCACCACAACCAUACCAAGCUGCCCAACCACGUCAGUCAACCCAUUCGCACCACUCAAUUCACCCAUAUCAAUCAACGCAGCCAUACCAAUCAAACCAACCACGCCAGGCAACCCAUUCACACCACUCAAUUCACCCAUAUCAAGCAACGCAUCCAUACCAAUCAACCCAACCACGCCAGUCAACCCAUUCACACCACUCAAUUCACCCAUAUCAAUCAACGCAGCCAUACCAAUCAAACCAACCACGCCAACCAACCCAUUCACACCACUCAAUUCACCCAUAUCAAUCAACACAACCAUACCAAUCAACACAACCACGCCAAUCCAUGCAUCCAUACCAAACAACCCAGCCACGCCAAUCAGCUCAUCCACCUCACUCAUUGCAACCGCCCCAAUUGACACAACCUUACCAAGCUGCCCAACCACGCCAAUCAGCCCAUUCACACCACUCAUUUCAACCAUACCAAUCAACACAGCCACAUCAAACACCGCAACCAUACCAAUCAGCUCCUACAAGCCAGCCUACUCAACCAUACCGGUCAUCACAGCCCCACCAACCAACUCAACCACGCCAGUCGGCUCCACCUUAUCAAUCAACCCAACCACGUCAAUCGCCUCAUUCGCACCAACCGUUUCAUCCAUACCAAUCAGCACAACCAUACCAGUCGACGCAACCACAUCAUUCAACACAACCAUACCAAAUAACACCACCGUGCCAAUCGUCACAACCAUACCAAUCACCUCAUCCCUGCCAAUCAACAUGUCAAUCAAACCAACCAUGCCAAUCGAGCCAUUCAUAUCCAUCAACCGACCCGUGCCUAUCAAACCAACCAUACCAAUCGACACAACCAUAUCAACAAGCUCAACCAUACCAACCGCCUGCACAAUACCAACCGUCCCAUCAACCAUAUCCUAA